UAACUAGAACCUGUGUGAUGAAAACCUAUAAUAAGCCCCACACUCCUUUUUCUUUUUGGUAUUUUCUCAUUCUCCACGAAACCUUCCUCAAAAAACCUCAACUUCAACUUUGUUUCUGUCAUGAAUUCAUUUUUUGUUAUAGCUUCAUGUUCGCGGUACCCGAGGCUUCAAUUUUUGCAGUGGUCGUAGAUUGUGUGUUCAGUGGCAACUCAAAAAUGGCGACGAUGAAGGAGGGAGGGAGCGAGAAAGCCUCCACCCAAUCUCUUCAACCAUCGUGAAUGAGCAGAUCAGGCUUCUGACACAAGGAAUCAGAUAGGAUACUCGGAUUGCUAGUAUAUAAUUUGUACUGUUGACUUGAUUUCUUGGAUUGGGUUCUCUUGUUGGAUCUGACCAUAGUUGUACAGGGAAACACUUUUCAAUUCUCCAACGAACUAAAUGACUUCGAUAACUUCCCAGUUCUCUUGGGUGCUUUCCAGUUCUUCGUCAGUCUUGGUAGCUAAUGAUAAAAGUAAUAAUGUGAGACAUGCUAAUUUUUCUCAAAUCCCUUCCUGGUUCUCUUUGAAAAGCAGUCCUCCUUCAUUGAGGACCAAUCCAAAUAAACAAGGCGAAGUUGAAAACUUGCAUUUGAUUUCUUUGACCAAACAAGGGAAGCUUAGAGAAGUGCAUGAAUUCAUUGAAAGGAUGGACAAAGAGGGUAUUUCCAUUAAUACCCAAUCUUAUGAAUAUCUCUUUAAAAUGUGUGGAACGCUGAGAGCAUUGUCUGAUGGAAGAUUAUUUCAUAAUAGACUGCAGGGAUUCUCCAACAGCAAUAGAUUCAUUGACAAUUGCAUCCUCCAAAUGUAUUGUGACUGUAAAAGUUUCACAGCUGCAGAGAGAUUCUUUGAUAAAAUGGUUGAUCGGGAUUUGCUCUCUUGGGCCACCAUUGUAUCUGCUUACACAAAGGAAGGGCAUACAGAUGAAGCUGUUAGAUUGCUCUUGCAUAUGCUGGAUUUGGGGAUUAAACCGAACUCCUCUAUCUUCAGUACACUUAUUAUGUCCUUUGCAGAUCCUUCAUUGUUAGACCUUGGCAAACAGAUACAUUCUCAGCUGAUAAGGAAUGGGUUUGCUGAUGAUAUUUCGGUGGAGACAUUAAUCUCCAAAAUGUACGUCAAGUGUGGGUGGUUGGAUGGUGCUGAAGUUUCCAUUAAUAAGAUGACUAGGAAAAAUGUUGUUGCAUGCACCAGGUUGAUGGUGGGCUAUACUCAAGCUGCAAGGCACAGUGAUGCUAUNUCGUUAUUUGCCAAGAUGAUAAGUGAAGGUGUAGAGUUGGAUGAAUUUGUCUUUUCUAUAGUGCUCAAGGCUUGUGCUGCUUUAGGAGACUUAUACACUGGAAGGCAAAUUCAUAGUGUUUGUAUAAAACUUGGCUUGGAAUCAGAGGUCUCGGUUGGUACUCCACUUGUGGACUUUUAUAAUAAGUGUGCAAGAUUUGAUGCUGCACAUCGAGCUUUUGAGACCAUAUGUGAACCUAAUGAUUUUGCAUGGAGUGCUUUAAUUGCUGGAUACUGUCAAAGUGGUAGAUUUGACACUGCUUUAGAGGUUUUUAAGACAAUAAGAAGUAAAGGAGUGUUAUUGAAUUCAUUCAUCUAUACCAACAUUUUUCAAGCGUGCUCUGUUGUCUCAGAUUUGAUGUGCUGCGCUCAAAUCCAUGCAGAUGCAAUAAAAAAGGGGCUAGUUUCGUUCCUGUCUGGGGAGAGUGCUAUGAUCACUAUGUACUCAAAAUGUGGCAAAGUGGAUUACGCACAACAAGCAUUUUUGACAAUAGAUAAACCUGAUACUAUUGCAUGGACUGCAAUAAUAUCUGCUCACGCUUACCACGGCAAAGCUUCUGAAGCUUUGAGUCUUUUUGAACAGAUGCAGAGUUCUGGUGUAAGGCCAAAUGCCGUCACAUUCAUAGGUUUGUUAAAUGCUUGUAGCCAUUCGGGUUUAGUUAAGGAGGGGAAGCAGUUUUUGGAUUCGAUGAACGAUAAAUAUGGUGUGAACCCAACAAUUGAUCAUUACAAUUGCAUGAUUGAUAUAUACUCUCGUGCUGGAAUGCUACAGGAGGCUCAUGAGAUGAUAAGGAGUGUGCCACUGGAACCUGACGUGAUGAGUUGGAAAAGUUUAUUGGGAGGAUGUUGGAGCCAUAGGAAUCUUGAGAUUGGUAUGAUUGCAGCUGCCAACAUCUUUCGCUUGGACCCGCUAGAUUCUGCUACUUAUGUGAUCAUGUUCAACUUGUGUGCUUUGGCUGGGAAGUGGGAUGAGGCGGCCCAAUUUAGGAAGAUGAUGGCUGAAAGGAACUUGAGGAAGGAAGUCAGUUGCAGCUGGAUUAAUGUGAAGGGUAAAGUCCACCGUUUUGUGGUUGGUGAUAGACACCAUCCUCAAACAGAACAAAUAUACUCAAAAUUGAAAGAACUCAAUUUUUCUCUCAAAAGGGAUGGGGAGUGCCUUCUCAACGAAGAGGAUGCUCUAUCUGACUUUACUGAACGCAAAGAGCAGCUUCUUGUUCAUAGCGAGAGACUGGCUAUAGCCUAUGGUCUCAUGUGCACCUCAGCUGAGACCCCCAUUAUGGUAUUCAAAAAUACACGAUCAUGCAAAGACUGCCAUGAUUUUGCAAAACGAGUCUCAAUAGUAACUGGUCGCGAAUUAGUUGUGAGAGAUGCCACCAGGUUUCAUCAUAUCAAUUCAGGGGAUUGUUCUUGUUGUGAUUAUUGGUGAUUUCAGCUUAGUUUUUUUAAAGGUCUUAGCGGGAUGAUUUUCCUUAAUGCUGCAUCAAUUACAGUAUGGAAUCAUCUAUAAUUUUAUAUUGACAAUUGGAUAUGCAGAGCUUGUGUGAGGGUACUGCAGAUAAGGCAUCAUAAACCACUGCAUUGUACAAACUCCUUUUUGCACUGUAGAUAUGCAGAACUUUGUCACCCUUCGUGUUAA
Molecule: messenger RNA, 2943 nt
Organism: Vigna radiata var. radiata (mung bean)
Lineage: Eukaryota; Viridiplantae; Streptophyta; Magnoliopsida; Fabales; Fabaceae
Product: pentatricopeptide repeat-containing protein At5g13270, chloroplastic
Exons: 3
Coding region: 436-2733 (765 amino acids)
Biological process (GO): RNA modification
Molecular function (GO): zinc ion binding; RNA binding; protein binding
Source: RefSeq, a predicted model, not a curated record